AUGGCAAGACUCUACGGUACACUUGGGGACAUCACCAGGGCCACGCAACCGGAUUUGAUAUUAAGAGUAGUAAGCUUUUUUGAAUCGAAUUUCGAGCUGCAGUCCAAGAACAAUAUUCAUAUCCUGUUUCAUGAUGAACAUGGUUCACGCAUAAAUGGCAUCAUCCGUUCUCGAAGCAUGAGAUUAUAUCGAGAUGUGUUCAAAGAAGGCAAAGUUUAUGCAAUCCACAACUACAAUGUUGAAUGCAAUAAUCAGAGGAUCAAUACUACCGGCCAUAGAUGGAUCCUUGUGCUUCAUCCAAAGACAAAUGUAUUCACGUACGAUGGAAAUUUUCCUCAUCACUAA
This is a messenger RNA of Striga asiatica, 345 nucleotides long. The record is from the annotation of a GenBank genome assembly. NCBI's taxonomy places the organism in Eukaryota, Viridiplantae, Streptophyta, Magnoliopsida, Lamiales, Orobanchaceae.